Molecule: messenger RNA, 1163 nt
Organism: Xenopus laevis (African clawed frog)
Lineage: Eukaryota; Metazoa; Chordata; Amphibia; Anura; Pipidae
Gene: mcfd2.L
Product: multiple coagulation factor deficiency 2 L homeolog
Molecular function (GO): calcium ion binding
Source: RefSeq, marked provisional
GUAGAAGAGCUGCCGGGACGGAGGUUGAGAAUCAUGGCUUCCCACAGAGCCAGUACCACGUCUGUUCUAUGCUGCCUGGUAUCUGCCCUGUUAUUCUUGUCCGCAGUGGCUGAGGACCAUCUACACCCCCAUGUAGAAGAGGGGCACCAUGGGGGGCCUCACUUUGGAAAGAGCGUAGUGCAAGACAAAGAUCACAUCAUGGAGCAUUUAGAUGGAGUUGUUGAAAAACAAGAAGCAGAAAUGUCACCACAAGAGCUGCAGCUUCAUUACUUUAAGAUGCACGACUACGACGGCAACAACCUCCUGGAUGGGCUUGAGUUAGCAACUGCCAUUUCUCAUGUGCAUAAGUCUACAGAAGAACCAGCUCAGACGAUGAAGGAAGAAGAUCUAAUUAAUCUAAUCGACGAUGUUUUAAGGGAUGACGAUAAAAAUAACGACGGCUAUAUUGACUAUGCUGAGUUUGCACGAUCGAUGGAAUAGAAACUGUGAAUUUUGCUUUUUUUUUUUUUUGUUUUGUUUUGUACCAAAUGUGACUGGAGAGAAAUGUGAUUGGGUUUGUGCUGCUGUCGAUUCGUCUAUGUGGCAAAUCAUAUGGGCGUCAGUAAUUUAUAUGCAUUGGCAUUCAGCAUCUGUUCUAUAUGUUCAAUGUAUGUUUGUUCCCUGAAAUGUGUGGGUAAAUGUGUAUAGUUUUGUGUUUGGCAUAUUUAUAUGAAAGGUUGUGCAAGUUCCCCUUCCCCCCUUCAAAAACCUAUGUGCCUGGUUCUUAUUGGGCAGGCUUGGCUCCUGAUUAUUUUUAAUACAUUUUCCCUUCCAUUGGGGAAUAAAGCAUUAGGCUAAAUGCAUAAAUUCAAAAACAGGUAUGGUAUCCAUUAUCCGGAAACCCGUUAUCCAGAAAGCUCCGAAUUAUGGAAAGGCUGUCUUUAUUGAUUAUAAUCGAUUUCCAUUUGUUUUAUUGGUAAUAUAAAAGUGGUGCAAGGGUCCAUAUAGUCACAGGGGCUUCUCCAACGUCUUGUUCCCCCAUCAGAUAUUGCAGUUUCCAUUUUGGGAAAGCUCUGCUCCUCGCCCCACUGUUUUCAGUAUUAUAUUGAAGGAUUUACAUAAUCUUCUCUUGAAGGGCCACUAAAGCUAAAAUACAAGUUGCUCCUAUAAACAUUUCUAAUUAA